AUGGGGGACAUGGUUUACAAUCUAAGCCUCUUCGGCGCCUCGCCAUGCGGCUCCGUGCUCGUCCUCUUGUGCAACGCCGGACCCUCCCUGGUCCCUCUGGCACCGGGGCACGUGUUGCCAACACCGGCGUCAUGGCUUUGUGGCGGCGGAGGUGCCUGCACAGCCUCCGCCGCUGCGACGGCUGUGGGAGCUGUCAGCAGUACCAGCGGCGGCCUGGUGAUCUUGGGGCAGCCAGUGGGCACCGGCGGAGGGACGCAGGGGCUACGACAGGUCGAACCGGAAGUCCUGAUGUGGCAGGAGGACUUGGCGGAUGUCCGGGCACGUCUACAGCCGGCGGCGGCGACAGUGGUGGAGGUGCAUUCUGUACAUAAGAGCCGUACCAGCCGCCAGCCAACGGCGGAGUCCGUGUCACAGUCUCUGCCGGACGAGUGGCGGCGGGUUUUGAACGCCAUGGCGGCGGACUUGGCUGCCGGCGGCGGCGGAGGAACAGCCGUCGUACCCGUGGUAGGGAAGACGAUGAUGGCGGCGCCGUCACUGCCAUUACGCGCAUGCUUGGUGCCGCUGCGGCUGGGUACGGAUAUUAUCGGGGCGCUACUGCUGGUGGUGGCAGCGGCGCCGCCGCCGCCACCACUGCCAAGGCCCCCGUCGCCGCCAUCGCCGUUGCCGGCUGCGGGAGCUGCGUGUCGAGUGGAGACGGUGACGGCGGCGGCCCCGGCGGAGGCUGCACAGGCGAGCUCGUCCCUGCCGUACCCUCUCAGCCGGGACUUUCUGACGGGUAUCGCGGCAGCUGUGGCGGAAUGCUGUCUGGGUCCAAACCUGGCAGAUGUUCACAGGGUAACCCUAGCUGCAUGCGAGCUGGCAUCAGCUGCCGACCUGCAAUGCCUUGCCAGCUGCCUCUCCACCGCGAUGACGGAGGCCCUGGCGUCGGAGCUUCACGUGGACUUUACCGUACGGCUAGCCCUGGUGCCGUACACUCCCGGCGCGCGGGGCAGUCCGCAGUACGGCUUUUUGCUAACGGAGCAACAGCAGUUUCCGACGACGACGGCGCUGGCGCAGCCGCAGCACGCCGGCGGCAGCACGUACGUCGGCGGCGGAAGCCAGCUGAGCACGGCUCUCAGCACCGGGGCCCCGGGUGUGGGUUCGGAGCUGCUGUCGCGGCUGCCGAUGACCCAUGGGCCUGCAUCGCGGGCGGCGACGAGGUCCUUGACUCACCAAUCGUUUGCAGAACGAUUGAUGGCCGCCAAGCUUUCUGGCGGCAUUCCCUCCUGCAGCGUGCCCUCCCUGGACCCCCUGCUCAGUACGACAUUGGCCUCCGGCGCCCAGGCACAGCUGACGCCGCCGCUGACGCCGCCGCUGACCGUAUCCGUCCCCUUCGCUGGUGGUGGUGGCGGCGGCGGCGGCGGCGGCACGCUGACCAGCGGCCUGCACUCUUUCCAGCUGCCGGUGGGGUGUUGGGGCCGCAGAUCGGGUGUUCCCCCGGAGCAGCCAGUGCGGAUGUGGAAGGCCCGGCCGUUCUCCCUGGAGUCGACGCUGCUAGCCGCGCUCGCAUCCAGAGCGGCCAAGUCCACGAACACCGGCCUCUGCCCCUCACCUGCUACGGCCGCGGCUGCUGGUGCGGGUGCUGGUGCUGGUGCUGGUGCGGGCUUCAGCUCAGUGUUCGCGACCACGAUGAGUGCCCUGUCGCACUGUGCUUUGGACGACGGCGGGGUGUCGUCAGGGAUGCCGUCGCCGCAGCCGCGCGCUGCCGCGGCCGCCGCCGGCGGCGGCGCCCACGCCGGAGGCCAAUCAAGCUACAUGGCGGUGGGAUCGUCGCUUGUGAGCGGCGCAUUCGGCAUUGCUGGCGGCGGCGGCGGCGGCGGUGGGGUGGGAAAGGGAUUUCGGAUAUGUCGAUUAGGUGGCACUGUCGUACCCCACGUGCAUGCGUAUGUCAACGAUACGGACCAGCCCUCGGGCGAUAUUGUGCUGCUCCUCCGCACGGCGGCGACGGGUGCGGGCGCCGCCGCGAGCACCGGCGGCGCCGGCGGCGUCGGCCGUGGCGUCGCUGCCGCCGGCGGAGGUUAUGCCGUAUUACCGGGGAGCGCCGUGGGAGUCGCCAGCGGCGGCGCUGGCGGCGUUGGCGGCCCGGCGUCCUUAGUUUUGGUGAUGGGUUCUGUGGCACUGCUGGCGGCGGACUUGAACCGAGUCGGCGGCGCCGCCGCCGCCGCGCCGGUGACGGAGGCAGGACAUGACAACGCCGCCGCCGGGGUAGCGGCGGCACAGCCGCGUACGCCGGGACGCGGCACCGGCACCGGCAUGACGUCACCGUUGCCACCAUCGCCGUGGCCGACGCCGUUGGUCCUCCGUGCGGCAGGCAGCGUUGGCGGCGGCGUUGGCAGCGGCAGCGGCAGCUUCGACGUGUGUUUGGCUCUGUACCUAGCGUCAAGCGAGCGGCUGCCCGCCUCCCUGCUGUGUGCCGCCAGGAGCCGUGCUCUGGUGCUUUUGGAGCUGCUGCUGCCAGCCAUCGGUGCCUGCCUCUCAGACGCUGCGUCAGCGGAGCUGCAGUACCUUACCGAUGCCGUAUCUGGCUCCACCGCCGCCGCUGGCGGCAGUGGCGGCGGCGCGUUGGGACGCGCUGCAUCGAUACCCGUCGGCCGUUGCCACCAAAGCCCCCGGGCGCCGCACGGUAUCGCCGAUGACGGCAGUCCACACCACCCAUCCAUGCAGCAGGAGCAGCAGCAGCUGCUGACGCCGCCGCCGCUGAACGGCAUAGGCGCCCCCGCGGCCGCCGCCUUGACGGAGGUGGACACCGUGGAUGCCAUCGCCGCCGCCAACACCUCCGUCGCCAAGUCCGGCAAGACGAGCAUGGGUGGCUCCGGGGUCCCACAUCCUGCGACGUCGGCGUCGCUGUCCCUACGUGUGUACGGCGCUCGCGACACUGUGGCUGUGGCUGUUGCUGCUGCUGCUGCGGCGACGGCGGCAGGGUCGACGGCGGGGAAUCCCCUGGAGGCGACGGAGGCGGACGGCGCGGCGCUGGCGCAGCUGCUUGUGACCCCCACUCAGGAAAAUGUGGGCAAUAUCGGAAACACAGCUAUCUUGGGCACCGGAUGGACCAAUUUCACCGCCGCGGCUGUGCAAGGGACGCGCGGCACCUCCGACGCCGCCCCCCGGGUACCGCGGAGCCGCUUAUCUAACGCCACCGUCACGACGACAUUUACCACUGCCACCGCCACGACCGCCGGCCAGCAUCAAAUGACGGCGACCGCCGCCACCACGCCGGCCGGUACGGCAGCGGCAAGCAUACUCAUGAACAGUUACAACAGCUUGGUUUCGGCGCUGAUGGGUAGCGGUAGCGUCACCGGCAAGGCUGGCGGUGGCGGCGGCGGCGGCGGCGGUGGCGGCGGCGCCGCUGCCAUUACGACGUCGGCCUGCGAGGAUUCAUCAAUGCUGCCGACGCCGCCGCCGUCGCUGCUACAGCAGCAGCAGCAGCAGCAGCAGCAGCUAGGUCCUAGCCUGCAACGGCGGACGAUGUUACGCCAGGUUUCCGACCUGAUUGCCACCAUGCCGUUGGACGUCUCUGACACGCUGACCGUUAUGCGGUCCAACAUGGACAUCUUGGUGAGCUCCUUUUGGAACACGCUGCGGGCGCAAAACACGGAUGCGGCGCCCAGUCCCCAUGCCGAUGAGGACUUGCGGUUCCUGCGGCUGCUGAAGGUGGCAGUGAAGGUGAUGCGGGCGCCGGACGAGGGCGUGGAGGCGGACGGAGAGGGCGGCGACGACGCGGCGGCGGUAGAGGAGGAGGAGGAGGACCAGGCGGGGCCGCAGGGGGAGCCGGCCGCUCGUCCCGCUGUACGGCAGGCCAAGCUGCGUGCCAUCAUGCGAGGCGCCCGCGAGCUCGCCGUGAUGACCAGCAUCAGCCACCCCAAUAUCGUGCAGAUCUAUAGCUACCAUACGCGUGUUCUCGUCAAGUACGACGUGGACGAGACGACGCAAGGCGGCAGCGUUGGCGGCGGCCGUACAACCGCGGCGGCGGCAGUCAGCGGCGCGCUGCCUCUUCUCAUCCCCGUACCCGAGACGGCGCCGUCGGGUGGCACGUCGGGCCCCCUCCAAACGGUGCUGAUUAUGGAGUGCUGCGACCUGGGAUCGUUGGCGGAUGCAUUGGACAGCGGCCUGUUUGCGACCGCCAUUCGCAACGCGGAGUCGGCGCGCUGGCGGCCCGGGGUGCGCCGCUCCGCCACCGCCGCCUCCCUCCUCGGCUCCGCUGCUACUCAUGGCGGCGGCGGCGGCGGCAGCAGGGGCGAGUACGGCAACUACGGCAAGGCCAUGGCCAGCGGCGGCAGCAGCCGUACCGCCGGCGGCGGCAACGUCGCUGGCGGCAGCGCCAUGCGCGCCAUUUACCUCACCCUGUUGGAAGUGGCGUUGGCGUUACGCCACAUGCACGCCCGGCAGCUGGUCCAUUGUGAUGUGAAACCCGCCAAUGUGCUGCUCAAGAGCUCCGCCAGCGACCCGCGGGGGUUCACAUGCAAGCUGACGGUCACCCACUUGGCGCCUGAGACGAUGGUGCAAGGAAGCAAGUUGGACCACACGGUGGACAUCUUUGCUUUUGGAAUCCUAAUGUGGGAGGUGUUCACGGGGAAGGCGCCGUACGCCGAACACGCAAUGACCAAUUUCCGGGACGUGCCGUACUGUGUCGUACGGGAGGGUCUGCGACCUACCUUCCCAUCCUCGACGCCGCUGGCCUUCAAGAGUUUGGCUCAGGCCUGUUGGUCCACGGACACGUCGCGGAGGCCCACCGCCGCCGCAUUGGUGGCCUCGUUGCAGCGACUGAUGGAUGCAGCGGCCUGCGGGCCGUGA
Molecule: messenger RNA, 4830 nt
Organism: Volvox carteri f. nagariensis
Lineage: Eukaryota; Viridiplantae; Chlorophyta; Chlorophyceae; Chlamydomonadales; Volvocaceae
Exons: 22
Coding region: 1-4830 (1609 amino acids)
Biological process (GO): protein phosphorylation
Molecular function (GO): ATP binding; protein kinase activity
Source: RefSeq, a predicted model, not a curated record